AUGGCACAAAGUGACGGCGAAUCUGGCCGAAACUCACCGGAUUAUCCGUCGCAGAUAAUAGGUGCAACAUUGAAUGGUGGCAGUAGCGAGUCACGUCGUCGCAGUGGUUCAAACGAUAGUGAAGUUUCUACUCCAUCGCUUGCAGACGAGAUAUUCAGCCCUUCGGCUUCAAUCGUCACAGACAUCACGGAGGACUAUGGAUGGGAGACUCCCGUGAAACGUGCACCAAUACCCAGUCCACAAUACAUGAUGAUAAUAUCAUCGGGUCCCCUCAAAAUGAAACCCAAGACGAACUACAGGGGACCAAGGACCCUUCCAAGCAAGACGAAGAAUUUGAUACUCAUUCCCCGUCUCCAGCAUCGAGAAGGACGAGAAGCGCCGCUAGACAUAAAUUCCAAGCCAGAAACUUAUCUCUAG
This is a messenger RNA of Talaromyces marneffei, 417 nucleotides long. RefSeq lists its product as uncharacterized. The coding region runs from base 1 to 417 and encodes 138 amino acids. The transcript has a single exon. NCBI's taxonomy places the organism in Eukaryota, Fungi, Ascomycota, Eurotiomycetes, Eurotiales, Trichocomaceae. The record is from RefSeq and is a predicted model, not a curated record.